Molecule: messenger RNA, 6063 nt
Organism: Myripristis murdjan (pinecone soldierfish)
Lineage: Eukaryota; Metazoa; Chordata; Actinopteri; Holocentriformes; Holocentridae
Gene: cdk18
Product: cyclin dependent kinase 18
Exons: 16
Coding region: 235-1647 (470 amino acids)
Biological process (GO): protein phosphorylation
Cellular component (GO): cytoplasm; nucleus
Molecular function (GO): cyclin-dependent protein serine/threonine kinase activity; ATP binding
Source: RefSeq, a predicted model, not a curated record
GUAGAGCUGUCACAGGUUUGUCCAUUUUCUCGCCACUGUAGUCAGCCGUCUGUCUCCCCGCUGAGCCGCCUGCUCAUCACACUAACAGAGGUGGCCGCAUCUUGUGGAUUUACCCCCGUCUGACUGACUGGUAAAGCGAGGGAAGACCUGAGCAGAAAGCCAGGAUUCUGCUCCCCCUCUCUCCCCGUCCCCUGUGUGGAUGACCUCUGCACUCCUGCUCUGCUCCUCAGCACCAUGCACAAGAUGAAGAACUUUAAGAGGCGUUUCUCUCUUUCCGUUCCUCGCACUGAGACCAUUGAGGAGAACGAGUUCACCGAGCAGAUCAACCAGCUCAACAUCCGACACACUCAGGGCCUGGCUCCAGACAGCCUGGGUCCUCCGUCUCAUGACGCCAGCCCGGUGAGCCCUGAGCCAGCCACACCGGGAGGCCAGUCCCCCUCCCAUCUGCACUACCACAGCAAGGCCCAGCACAGACGCUUCUCCAUGGAGGACGUCAGUAAGCGCAUGUCUCUGCCCAUGGACAUCCGUCUGCCCCCUGAGUUUCUCCGGAAGCUGCAGCUGGAGAGUGAGAAUUCGCCGCACUGCAAGCCUCUCAGUCGCAUGUCUCGACGUGCCUCGCUGUCUGACAUCGGCUUUGGGAAACUGGAGACGUAUGUGAAACUGGGAAAACUGGGUGAGGGGACGUACGCCACAGUCUUCAAAGGACGCAGCAAACUAACAGAGAAUCUGGUGGCACUGAAGGAGAUUCGGCUGGAGCACGAGGAGGGAGCACCCUGCACCGCUAUCAGAGAGGUGUCUCUGCUGAAGAACCUGAAACACGCCAAUAUCGUCACACUGCACGACAUCAUCCACACCGACCGCUGCCUCACACUCGUGUUCGAGUAUCUGGACAGUGACCUUAAACAGUACUUGGACAACUGUGGCAACCUCAUGAGCAUGCAUAACGUCAAGAUCUUCAUGUUCCAGCUGCUCCGUGGUCUGUCCUACUGCCACAAGAGGAAAAUCCUCCACAGAGACCUGAAGCCUCAAAACUUGCUCAUCAACGACAAGGGAGAGCUCAAACUGGCCGACUUCGGUCUGGCGAGGGCCAAGUCCGUCCCGACCAAGACUUACUCCAAUGAGGUGGUGACUCUGUGGUAUCGCCCGCCUGAUGUGUUACUGGGCUCUACCGAGUACUCCACACCCAUCGACAUGUGGGGCGUGGGCUGUAUCCUGUAUGAGAUGGCGACAGGACGUCCCAUGUUUCCUGGUGCCACUGUGAAAGAGGAGCUGCACUUAGUCUUCAGGCUCAUGGGCACUCCGACGGAGGACACCUGGCCUGGAAUCAGCAGCAAUGACGAGUUUAGGUCCUACCUGUUCCCUCAGUACAGAUCUCAAGCUCUCAUCAACCACGUGCCCAGGUUGGACACCGAGGGGAUUGAUCUGCUCUCUGCUCUGCUGCUGUACGACACCAGAAGCAGAAUCUCCUCUGAAGCCGCUCUGCGACACCCGCACUUCCUGACCUUGGGGGAGAAUAUACACAGUUUGGCAGACACUGCCUCGGUGUUUUCCCUCCGAGAGGUCCAGCUCCAGAAAGACCCCGGCCACCGCAGCUCCAUGUUUCAGCCUCCAGGUCGAGGAAAGAACCGAAGGCAAAGCAUCUUCUAGAGCCGGGAGCGAGGGGAGAACGGAGCCGUCUGUUCCCACCACAGUGCAGAGGCCAAAGCAGCUCAGCACAUCCACCCGCAUGCCCGCCGACGUGCACACACAUGCAUGUACACACUCCAACACACGUGAAUGCACACAUUCGUUUCCAUGGCAACUGAGCAUGGUGACAUACAGGGUUCUCUGUAAAAUGAACUUGCACUGCACUUGAAAUCCAUCUCAGCUGAGCUAUGAGUUCUCCCUAACACACACACACACACACACACACACCAGAAAACACGCACACGGACACAAACCUGCUGAAAAACAAUAGUCAUGAACACUGGAGAUACGUUAUAUAAGUACACAUGGACUCGCACACAUGCAGCCGCACACUGAAUACCGAGCACUGCCUCCUUGCCAGUUUUAACACAAAACAAAUAAAGUAAAUAACCCUAACCCCUGCUAUCUGCACACAACACACACACACACACACACAAGCCUGCUUGGCUGUGUAUUAUAUCUAAUUUCAAGACCACACUCAGAACUCUGGCCAUCCAAAAUACUGCAUCUUCUAUCACGGCUGUGCAGCUACCAAAGUACCAUAAAUCCAGCAGCGGCCACGUCUGGUGCCAUCGUGGAGGUCAGCAGGCCGUGUGCAAAUAACGGCCGAAUAAAGACAGAGCGGUACCUGAAAAAAGGGCGGUUGUAGAUGUACAUCUGGUCAGUUAUGGUACAAGUGAAUAGUCUGAUUGACUAAAAAUUGUUGCUAAAUUUAAGUUACUGUGACAGGGUAUCCUUCGCCUUAUAAAAUACUCCAAGCCAUUCGUCAGAGGAAGUUCAUUAGAGAGCUGGUGAGUUUGCUGCUGCAUAAAUGUAACACCCAGUGAGUAAAAAAAGAGAUAUAUGAAAAAGGUAGGGUUGGGGAAAAUGGGAAAAUGCUUCAUGCACAAGUACUUAUGUGUUGUUGGCCGGGAGUCCUGCUCACUCAUUGGCUGCCCCGCUGCUUCAGUCAGUGCAUUGUCUUGAGACAGAAAAUGUCAUACACUGUUGUCUGCAGUGUGUCAAAGCUUUUUUAGGACCCUCAUACUCCGUGAUGCAUGCAAUGCAGUUAAAAAACUUUAUUUUGUUUAAACAGUUUGUUUUGAGUGACUGAUUCAAAAUAUACAGUUUCUGGGUGAAGUGUUCCUUUAAUGCUCACAUUAGCCUCUACCAAAUGCAUUAGUUAGAUGUAAUUAUCUAAACAUGAAUUCAAUCAAAUAUGAUAAUAGUGAUGAAAUUAUCAAUUAUCACUCAAAAAAAAAAUUGCGUAGCCCAAGUAAAAGAACUGAGGACCUCCAAUAUGGCCACCAGAGGGUGUGUUAUGCCACCUGCAAGCUUUGUAUCUGUAUCUGUACACACUGAUGUACCAGCAGCACCACAGGCGUUUAAACAGUAGCAGCACAUCGAGCACAUUGUUCAUAUACCUCUUCUCACACUCAUGCCCUGCCAACAAAACAGUGAACCUACCAAAAAAAUGGGACUCCGGCAUGAAUCUGCACCCCGGUGGAGAGAAUGGAUUCAUGAGACAACACUUUGCCUUGCCACAGUGACCCGGUGUUUCGACUCGACGUGGGGUUUCGUUCCAUACAGUGUUACAGCUCAUUUUCACUCUCAAGUUUUUUGAAGUUGCCUUAGUAAAAUGUGCAUGAUAUUUUGGCUUGUUAAGAAUCUAUGAUAUCUGAUCUAGUGUAGCCUGUGUGUUAGGAGGCGUUUGCUUUUGUGUCUGUAAAUAACUCACUAGGAGUGUACGUAUUUCUUAUAGUCUCCUGUUUGCACAAACCAGAAGUGUCCUCUGAAGCCUGUUCCCUUCCCUUUGCCUCUCUUACCUUACAUUGCCCGUAAUAUGCCCCAGUGCAUCCCUUUUGCGCCCAGCGUUUGCAGACCGAUAAACUGGAUAUGUAGGAAAUUAUGUCCGACAGUCACUUUUUAGUAGCAAACUCCAAUCACCUCUGUCCCUUACACUUUGUACAGCUAUAUCUGCCUGAGGAACUAAGCCAGGGAGCAGCAUUUUGCUUUGGGACGACAAAACUCAGCGCGUGGAAUCGCAUAAAACUUGAGAGAGUCUCCUUAUCUGCCACUUAAAAGUCGCAGAGGCUUGGUGGAAAUUUCUAAUCGUCCCUACACAGAGCGUAGUGUCCUUCACAGCUCCCCGCUGGCUGUUUCUUGACUUUGGGAGCCGCGCUUGUACCUUAGAAGAUGAAAGUUAACUGAGUCUUUCAUAUCUGCAGACACAAUACGCUGCACUCUCCUCUGUCCUCCUUCUGCCCUGAGUCCCUCUCCGUCUUGUCCCACACUGCUGCGGGUACACAACCCGUGUGAUGCUCAAGUAAGGUGUUGACUUGGGGCUGAAGCUCCAUAGUGACUUUUUGUGAAGUAAUUAAGGCUGACUGUUAAAUUAAAUUAAUGUUGCACUAUGAAAGAGACACUAGGAGAGAGCGUGCGUGGAAUUCACAAAGGCUCUCUAUUCUUAUCUCCCUCUUCCAGUUGCUCGAUCAACACAGGCGCAGAUGAGCAGUCGUGGAAAUCAGCUCAGUUGCAUCCGAGUUAAAAGCUUGCUUUGAUGAGGACUUGUUGUCUACUUGAGCCUGAAUGGCCUCAAGAUGUUUUAGUCAUUCAUUUACAGUUACUUGUAUCUUGAGAUGAAGUGAUAUGCAGUGCUAUAAUGGUGUCAGCACCACAUGAAGCUAUUUAUUAGGAUUUAUGUGAUUUUUUUUAAGGGUUAGAACAGUGGCUCAAUGGUUAUCCCUGUCGCUCCACAGCAAGAAAGAAAGCUUUGAAUCUCAACCUCAACCCUGGGCCUUCCUGUGUGGCAUUUAAAUUUUCUCCCAUGCAAGUCAGGUGAAUCAAAGACUCUAAAGUCCACACUAACCCAGAGAAAUGGGUGCACUACCCUUUGCUCGUCCAUCCACACUGAAACGGCAUUUUUGUCCAAUGAAAACAUCAUUUUCACAUCGCAAUGUAGCAGGGAAACAGAAGUUUUUUAUGACGUGUUACGUAUGACAUAUGAUUGUCAUGUGAUCCUGGUUGGAACUGAAACAAUCAACGUGGCAGGUGAAGUAAACGCUGCUCUGCAUUCAAGAAAUUUGAGUGUCCGGUGAUUUGGUGUGCAUGGCCAGCUUUUUCAUAACUUUGUGAAAAUGUUACUGUGGAUAGAAAACAAUCUGACACAUAUAUGGCAUUUUUAGAUUUCUCUGGAUUAGUGUGGACCUCGGCCUAAGGUGUAUCCAUAGGUGUAAGUGUGUUUGUUUGUGUGUUAGCCCUGAGAUGGGUGACCUGGGAUACUUUCCAGCCCUCAAUGCCCCUUAGUAAGAAUAACUGGGAAUGGAAAAUGGAUUUGUGGACGUUUCGUAUCACUAGUUUCACAAUCUGGUCUGGCAACAAAUGGUUGACUUGGCAGACUUAGGAGUUGUUAUGUUGCCAUUUGAGCAUCUGUUUUUCACAUAUAUCUCUCUUUUUGGACCGGGCACUUAUCGCCAGUCGUUAUGUAGCCAAGAUUUCCUCCAAGGCGUUGAUUUUUUUUUUUUUUUUUUUUUUUUUUUUUUUGGUUGGUGUUUGGAAUCCAGAGGCAAUGCAAAUGAAUAAAUGUGACAUCUUGAGGCCAUUUGGAAAGCCAGGAGGUAGAGGGGCCAACCAGUGAUCAGCGAGGUUGCUGGUUUGCACCCAGCUGUCAGCUGCGGUAACCUGAGGGUGGCAGCUGGUCUCCAUGGUGAUCGCCGUGACUGCUGAAGUGUCCUUAAGCAAAGCGCAGAACCUCUAACCGCUGUGGCUGACGUGGCAUGCAGACGGAUUUGAAGAAACACAAGCGCAGGGGGCUGUGUGUUUGUGUGUGUGUGAGCUUGAAAAGACAAAUUCCAGUUGGAUGGAGUGAAACGGCAAUCGUUUCCAUGGAGUUGAUGGAAGAUGGAAGUUGAUGGAGAGGAAAUUCAGGGCAAAACCGCAUGGACUUAGGAGUGAUAUAGCCUAGCUGUGGAUGUUACACCUCCAACCUUCCCCUCCCUUCCUCAGUGGCAGAAGUAUUACUGUACGUGUUUUGUUGUGGUAAAUGAAGCUAUUUUAAAUACUGUAAUGAAAAGAAAUAAUAUAUAUAUACAUAUGUAUUUUAUCACGUUCUCAUCCUUCUCAGUGAAUUUUAUGCCAGAAAAAAACACAAUAGAAGUCUGUAUUUAAAAUAAAAACAACAACAAUAAUAAUAAAAAAUAUACAUAUACAGAUGAUGUCUAAAUGUUUUAUAAAAUAUGAAAAGUUUAGAUUUUGUAUAAGAUGUGAUAUUCAAUAUUUUGUGUGAUUUGUCUACGCUAUUAUUAAAAUGAGAAACUGAAUGUAUUGUGAAUGAGAAGAAGCCAAAAUUGAUUGAGUUAUGAACUAAUGAAUAAAUAAACUAUUGAAGCUCUGCAUCAC